AUGGUGUUAAGGGUCCAACAAAGGGACAGUGUUAUAGGACUCAGCAGCGAACAUGAUGUUAAAGGACCCAGCCUCAAGGGUGGUGUUAAAAAGCCAAGCAACGAGGGUGGUAUUAAAGGGCCCAACAGUGAGGGUGGUGUUAAACUACUCAGCAGCGAGGGAGGUAUUAAAAGGCCCAGCAGCGAGGUUGUUGCUGAAGAACCCAGCAAUGAGGGUGGUGUUAAAGGGCCCAGCAACGAGGGUGGUAUUAAAGGGCUCAGCAGCGAGGGUGGUGUUAAAGAACCCACCAGCAAGGGUGGUAUUAAAGGGCCCAGCAACGAGGGUGGUGUUAAAGGGUCCAGCAGCAAGGGUGGUAUUAAAGGGUCCAGCAGCGAGGGUGGUGUUAAAAAGCCCAGCAGCGAGGGUGGUGUUAAAGGACCCAGCAACGAGGGUGGUGUUAAAGGGCCCAGCAGUGAGGGUGGUGUUAAAGGGCCCAGCAGCGAGGGUGGUGUUAAAGGACCCAGCAACGAGGGUGGUGUUAAAGGGCCCAGCAAUGAGGGUGGUGUUAAAGGACCCAGCAACGAGGGUGGUGUUAAAUACCCAACUAGUGUUUGGCAGCCCUCGCCCACCCGUUUGUUUACACCGCCCAGCUGA
Molecule: messenger RNA, 633 nt
Organism: Procambarus clarkii (red swamp crayfish)
Lineage: Eukaryota; Metazoa; Arthropoda; Malacostraca; Decapoda; Cambaridae
Product: collagen alpha-2(I) chain-like
Source: RefSeq, a predicted model, not a curated record